Cutaneotrichosporon oleaginosum is the source of this 2355-nucleotide messenger RNA. RefSeq lists its product as uncharacterized. NCBI's taxonomy places the organism in Eukaryota, Fungi, Basidiomycota, Tremellomycetes, Trichosporonales, Trichosporonaceae. The record is from RefSeq and is a predicted model, not a curated record. Gene Ontology annotation, molecular function: NAD+ poly-ADP-ribosyltransferase activity.
CUCACGACACCUUCACCUUUUUCACUCCUACUCAUCUUCUCAUUCUCUCUUCUACCUUUUCACUCUCCUCCUCCUCUGUCCACUUGUGCCACCGCACAAGAGCAGCGCUUGUGCCAUCAGCCCUCCCCCGGAAUCCGCAGAUCCCCUUUUCCGCCAAUUCGCUGCACGGGCGACAAGUUUGCCACCCAACUAAACGCCAUUGCUCCCGUCAACAACUGUGAUCCCCUGCCUCGCUCUCCUGCUGGCCCAACGGCUUCGCUGCCAUGACUAUCAACUCCUCCGACGAGGACGUCUAUUGUACCAUCGAAGAUGGCGACGACGAUUGGACUGCCUUCGAUGAAGACGACGGAGAUUACAUCUUCAGUGAUGGUGUUGACAUUUCGCCUUCGCUACUAGGACUCAGCUCUCUCGAAGAGGACAUGGCGGUCGCCAAGUGCAUGCUCGAGGGUACGGGCAUCGCACUAAAGCACGCCAAUUAUGAACUUGUCAUUGCGGUUCCUCUCAUGGACCUUCCUCCUUUACAAUGUGCAGCAUACGGACUCGUUAGCCUCGCCCCAAUUCGUAUCACUCUUCAGUUCACCAAUGGGUAUCGUCGAACCUCGCCGAAACCGAUCGUGAUCGUGGCGCACGAGGACAGCAAUGGACACUGCAUGGAAACCUCGUCCAUCCGCGUCCACCCUGGUUUCCCUAUCGGCCUGAAGUUAACGCAGACGGCUCUCAAGUUUCUCAACCAGCGGUGGGAGACCAACCGGGGCGAACAUUUCCUCUCCGACUUGUCGCUGCGACUGUAUGAUCGGCUACUGCACGCGGGCAACACCUGCAUGAUGUGCGACGAGGAUCUUCCUUUUCCCGGCCUGAAGCCCACCGUUUGCGACCGGGAGCUGUGCUCGUAUCAACUGGACCACCUCGGUCUCGGCGCCGACUUGUCUCUGUGCGACACUGAUCACAAGGUUGCAGACCUCCUAAUCUCAGCGGCUGCUGCCGCGUGCAGCGACAUCGCCCGCCAGUCUGUUUCCCCCAUUGCUAUGCCUUUCAACAAGGUGACUGGAGAGCACUACAAGGCACCCGAACUGAACCGCCUCCUCCAAAUGCUGCCCUCCACCUCCAUCCUCCGUCACUUGGGCCCCAAGCGUGUCAAUACUCUUAAGCAGAGCCACCCCGACAUACCUUUCAUCAUAGGGUGGGUGUUCGCCACGAACCGGGCGCAUAUCGUCUCAAUCCCGGAGGAGAAGCAGAUUGCAGCUAUGCAAACUCCGCACCAGUUUCAGAUUCACACCAGCACCCGCAAACACGCUGAGAAGUUCGAAGCUCUGCGCGCCAAGCACGGCAGCACUUGGGCCUUUCACGGAUCCUCCAUGGCGAACUGGCACAACAUUCUGCGCCAAAACCUUAAGAAUGCCAGCAGGACGCCCAUGAUGUCGGCAGGCGCGUCGUACGGGGAAGGAAUAUAUCUUGCCUCCUCCUCGGCGACAUCUUCAGGGUACAUGCGCGCUUCCAGCGCAUGGCACAACUCGGCAUACGGGAGUCACCCACUGUGCCUUGCACUCGUUGAGGUCGCAAAUUCGUCGCGAGUCCACCUUCACUUGAAUGGGGCCGUUAUCGUCGCCAACGAUGAGAACUGCGUUAUGCUCCGCCAGCUGUUCGUCUACUCCGGCGGAAAUGUGCCCAGCGUGAUCGCCAAGACCAUUGCUCAGGCACGAUACAAGAACGAAACCACGAUCGCCUACGGAUCUACGUUUGACGAAGUCCAGGAGAGUGGCAAGCUCCUUGUCACGUCCGAUGAGUACUUCUGGGACAUUGGCGAGGUGAUCCACAUCGUCAAGGCGAAGAACGGCCUCUUUAUCAAUCCCUACAACAACUUACCGUUCGCACAGCCCGACGUCAACCGCAUCAUUAACCACCCGAGCGGCGCGGGCCGGGAGCUCGUAGCGAUUGAAGCCCAGAACCUCAAGCUCAAGCAGCACAUCUCCCCCGAGGUCCUAUUGCGUCUCCGCACGGUCGGUGACAUCUGCAUGCGAGACAACUCUGACGACUUCGCGACUGCGAUGGGUGCGAUCUCGGAUCUCAACGAGUGGCUAAAGCUUCUCCCUUCCUACGAGCGCGACGCCCUCGCCCGCGUACCCUUUCAGGCAAUUGACUCUCACACUCGCAUGCCGUUCCGCGACACGAUCAUGCACGCCAUCGAGCUCGUCAUGGCGGGAGGCGAGUGCACGCAUCGUUUCGGCGACUUUCUCAUUCAGAUCAAGUGAUGUUGUAAGAAAUGUCUACUGUGUUGUUAGAGCCCCCAUACUUUGUCUACGUUCAUGUAUGAUACGCUCCUGCUGUACUUUUAUGAAUACAGGACCAUGCGCGAAG